Drosophila rhopaloa is the source of this 9597-nucleotide messenger RNA. RefSeq lists its product as uncharacterized. The transcript has 8 exons. Lineage: Eukaryota; Metazoa; Arthropoda; Insecta; Diptera; Drosophilidae. The coding region runs from base 272 to 7414 and encodes 2380 amino acids. The record is from RefSeq and is a predicted model, not a curated record.
AUUUCGCUUCGCACCGUGUUUGCGUUCACAACUCUUGUUCGGGUUCUGCAUUUUAUUUUAUUAUUAUUAUUUUUUUUUGUUUGUUGCUAUUCGGUAAUCCUCCACAUCACAGUCAACCAAUGGGACCAAAUCACUGCGACUCGAACUGGAAACAAUCAGCAUCGGAUCGCACGGAGCAACAGGUGGUGGAGCAGCAGCCCCAGAAGGCGACGGGGGAGCGGCCAACAUAGGAGCAGCAACGUCGGCAGCAGCUGCCCAAGGCCCCUCGAGAAUGUCUAGCCGGAAGCCGCCAGUAGGCGCUGGAGGAGCUGACGAAGCCACAGGAGCAGCUGCAUCCCUGGACGACAAUGCCAAUGCCAGCGUGGAGAUUCCGGCCAGCAACGAGGAGCCAACAACGGGCGACGGCGAAGAGCUGGCCAUCAUUAUCAAAACAACAACUCCAACGCCGCCAGUGGAGGCGGCGGAGGAGUCAACAGCAGCAGUAGAGGUGGAAGGGGACAAGGAGCAGGAUGUCAAGGAAUCCUGUCCAGCACCCAAGACGCCUAGAUCCACGCCCACGCCAACGCUCACGCCGGCCGUCACACCCAACGCUAGUGAUGGGGUGGCGGCCAAGAGCGUGAGGGUUACCAGGCACUCGUCGCCACUGCUCCUACUCAGCUCGCCCACGACUAGCAGGCGUGAGGUCGGCGACGGAGCGCUGGACACCGAGGAGCCAACGGGAUCGGGCUGCCAAAGGAAGAGCUCUGUGGAGCGAUCAAUAGCGCCCGUCAUACGCGGACGCAAGUCCAUCAAGGAUCUGAAAGAAGCCAAAGAAGUCAAGUCCGAGGAGGCGCCUGCAGGGGCAGCAGAUGCAGGAGCUGCAACUGGAUCAACGCCUGGGCAGGCCAAGGAACAAGCCGGCGAGGAUAACGAGCUGGAAUCCUCACUUGCCACGGACACAAAAGACCAUACAGAAAUAAAAGACAAGGAUGAAAAUCGGGAAAGCGAUAAGCAAAAGGAUCACGAGAAUACAGAAAAAGAAAGGGCUGCUAAAACAGAAUUAAUUUCAGAGAAAGAAAUAUCUGCACAGAAGGGAAAAGAUACAGAGAAAGAUAAAGAAAAAGCUGCAGAGAAAGAAAAAGAUACGGAGAAAGAAAAAUAUACUGAUUCAAAUAAAGAAAAGGACACAGAUAAAGAGAAGGAAAAGGUGAAGGAAACAGUGGCGCAAGUGGUGCCAAUCGCGCCAGUGACACCCACUUGCAAUCGCGUCACCCGCAAAUCACAUGCCCAAGAGCAGGUGAUAAACACGCGGGUCACCCGCAACCGUCGCCAAUCCUCCACCGUGGGAGCCAUCCUCUCAUCCUCCGCGUCCUUAACAGCCGCCUCCUCCUCAGCCACAGAGCAACCGCUUCCUUCUCGGGGUCGACGGAAGAAGCUGGCGGCAGUGGCUCCACCCAUUGAGCCUGCGGUGAAACGGAAGAGGUCCCAAGAUGCUGAAGCUGAUCAGGAGGCCUCCAGCAGCGCAAAAUACAGUAAGGUCGAAGUGGUAAAGACAGAGGAGGUGGAGGCACCAGAAGAGGACGCCGCCGCUAUGUCCAUCAAGCAGGAACCUAUGGAUGCCAGCGAGGUCAGCUCUAUAUCUCCAUCAGUCACGCCUACUCCCACACCUACGCCAACGCCAGCUCCAAUCUCGGGCAGCCGUCGGGGACGUGGGCGCCCGCAGAACAGAAACUCCUCCUCGCCGGCGGCCACCACGCGAGCCACGCGACUGAGCAAGGCAGGAUCACCGGGUAUCCUGACACCAGUGGCUCAGGAACCAGCGCCACCGAAGCGGCGGCGAGUGGGCUCCAGCACACGGAAGACUGCCUCGGCCAGCUCUCUGGCACCCAGCUCGCAGGGCGGCGCCGGGGACGAGGACUCCAAGGACAGUAUGGCCUCGUCCAUGGACGAGUUGCUGCUGGCCGCCGUGGAAAUCAAGCAGGAGAAGCUGACGCCAGACUUCGACGACAGUCUGCUGCCGGAGAGCCUGCCCUCCACUUCUGGUGCUUCGAGUGCCAAUGGUCAUUCCUGCAUCGAACCACUCACUGUGGAUACUGAAAGCAUCAGUAAGCCUGCUGAUCCCGCGGUUAAGCCUAAAGAGUCACCGGCAACAGCAGCCGAGGAAUCCCCAUCGCAAUCCGGAACUCAUUCUGCCCUGGUCUGUGCAGCUCCGGGGAAGGCUCAAUCGCUCAGCCCGGAGAUGAUUAGCGAGGGCGUGAGUGCAGUCAGUGUGCGGAAGUUCUACAAGAAGCCCGAAUUCUUAGAAAAUAACCUUGGCAUCGAGAAGGAUCCGGAACUGGGCGAGAUCGUCCAGACUGUGAGCAACAAUGACACGGAAGCAGAUGUGGACAUGUCUUUAGAUAAGGAUGUUACCCAAGCUGAAUGUCCUAAGUCGCAAACCGAUGAGCACCAUGAAAAGAAAGAGGAGCAUGAAAAAGAUCCUCAACUGGAAGCAGGAGAAGGAACGGAAGCUGUUGCCGCACUAGAACCUGCAGCUGAAGUUCUUUCUGAAAUUCUUGGUGCACAUCCUGGGGAAAUUCCUAAUAAAUUUACAGACGAAAUUACAACCGAAGCAGAGGAAGACACCUGUUCAAAUAGCUCAAUAAAAGCAGGUGAGCUGGUGGCCCUAAACUCGGACAGCGAUGGCCAUGAGCUGCUGCUGGAUAGCCUCUUCAAUGGCGAUGAGAUACCAGAUCAGCCGGAAGAAAAGACUAAGCCAGAGGGUAAUGUGCAGUUCUUCCAUUCAGAUGACUACGAUGAUUUCGAUCACGAGAUUAUGGAGGAGCUGGCCAAAGAGGGUGUACUAGACGCCAGUGGCAAUGCGUUGAGCCAGCAAAAGGCUGAUAUCGAGCAAUCCGAGGAUGUUACACUGCCCGAAUCCAAAAGCGACGUGAAGGAACCCUUAGCUGCGGACGAGGAGACGGCGAAAUGUGAGCCUUCGCCCGCGGACGAAAUGGUGGCUUUGGAAGUCGAGGAAUCCUAUAUCGACAUUAAGCAGCAAACGGAUCUAGUGUUAGCCGAACACCUGGUAGAAGAUGCCACGGAUACGGACGGCGGUCCCGAGGAUAACAAGGAGAAUCUGUCCACGUCUGCUGCCAGCACUGCUGCCGAGGGUCUGGACAUCCAGUUGACCCUUAAGGAGGAUGAGGACGAGGAGAAACCACUGGCAGUCAUUGCUGCCGAACAGAAGCCGGAGCUGCUGCUCAAGGAGCAGGUCACGGAUAUGGAGGUGGAUGAAAAACCGAACGGCAAGCAGGAAUCGAUCUGCGACGAGCACCUGCAACUGCUGCGACAAGAGCAGGAAAUCCACCUGCAGAACCUUGGUCUACUCACGCACCAGGCCGCUGAACAGAGGCGAAAGAUUCUGCUCGAGGCCCAGACUCGCCAGGCGCAACUGCAGCACCAGCAGCAUCAGCACAACCAGCACAAGCGGCAGGGAGCGCGGGGAGGAGGCAGUGCCACCCAUGUGGAAUCUAGCGGUACUCUAAAGACAGUCAUCAAGCUGAACAGGAGCAGCAAUGGAGGCGUGGGCGGCAGUGGAGGCCUUCCCACGGGGACAGUUAUCCAUGGCGGCAGUGGCUCCUCUUCCGCCUCCUCCACGUCCUCCUCAUCGGUGGGCAGUGCCACACGCAAAUCAAGCGGUGCUUUGGGCUCAGGAUCAGGUGCGGGAGCAGGUUCUGGAGUCCGCCGGCAAUCGCUGAAGAUGACAUUCCAAAAGGGUCGGGCUCGUGGACAUGGGGCUGCGGACCGAUCCGCCGACCAGUAUGGCACCCACGCCGAGGACUCCUACUACACAAUUCAAAACGAGAACGAAGGUGCGAGAAAGUUAAUUGUAACCACGGGUAAUCCCGGCCGCAAGACCAAUAACCGUUUCAGCUCGACUAACAACCACCACUCCUCGGUAGCCUUGCACGGCAGCAACUCUGCGGUCCAUUGCUAUUCGUCACACUCGGAGAGUCAGGGACAGGCGGAGCACGGUUCCUACCAGAUGGUGAAGAAGGACGAGAAGGAGAAGAUCCUCAUUCCCGAGAAGGCCUCCUCGUUCAAGUUUCACCCGGGGAGGCUGUGCGAAGACCAGUGCUAUUACUGCAGCGGCAAGUUUGGACUCUAUGACACCCCCUGCCACGUGGGCCAGAUCAAGUCCGUGGAGCGCCAGCAAAAGAUCUUAGCCAACGAGGAGAAGCUGACGGUGGAUAACUGUUUGUGCGACGCCUGUUUCAGACACGUGGAUCGCCGAGCGAAUGCGCCAUCAUACAAGAAGCGUCUCUCGGCUCCAAGUCAUUUGAACACGAGCGUGGGCUGCUCAGCGGGGUCCGCUGCACUGGAGAAGCACUUUGUCGGCGACAGUGGCGUUAUUUCGGAGGUGGGAGAAGAAGCGGGCUCGUCGGCAACGGGAGCCGUGCACCAUCGCUCCUGCGCCGUUAAGGACUGCGUCGAGGCGGCAGGACACUCGCUCCGGCGCAAGUGCAUCCGCAAGAGCGUGAAGAAGUUCCAGCUCAACCUAGAGAUUCCCGCCGGCUCCUCGAUCGUGUGGCUGUGCGAGUCGCACUACAACACAGUCAUCCAGUUCUCGGGCUGCGUGCUCUGCAAGCGGCGGUUGGGCAAGAACCAUAUGUACAACAUAACCACGCAGGACACGGAUCGGCUGGAAAAAGCGCUGUCCGAGAUGGGCAUACCGGUUCAGCUGGGCAUGGGCACCGCCGUCUGUAAGCUGUGCCGCUACUUUGCCAACCUGCUGAUGAAGCCCCCGGAUAGCACCAAGUCCCAAAAGGCGGAGUUCGUCAAGAACUACAGGAAGAGACUUCUCAAGGUUCACAAUCUGCAGGAUGGCAGCCACGAAGUGUCUGAGGCAGAUGAAGAAGAGACACCCACUACGGCAGAGACUGAGAGGGCAACGACAGACUGCCACGAGGAUGCCGAAAUGCCGUUGGUAGUGGACUAUGAUGGACCUACCGACUCCAACUCGAGUACCUCCUCGAACACGGCCCUGGACACCUGCAAGCAAAUGUCCAAGCUUCAGGCCAUCCUGCAGCAGAAUCUGGGAGCAGAUUCUGCAGGAGCAGCGGGUGCAGGAGCAGCCGCUGGAGCGGGUGCUGUAGGAAACGGAUCUGGUGCAGACAUCUCGAACGUGCUUCGUGGAAAUCCGAACAUUUCGAUGCGUGAACUAUUCCACGGCGAGGAAGAGCUGGGCGUGCAGUUUAAGGUGCCCUUCGGAUGCAGCAGCAGCCAGCGGACGCCGGAGGGCUGGACGCGGGUGCAGACGUUCCUGCAGUACGACGAGCCGACGCGCCGCCUUUGGGAAGAGUUGCAGAAGCCGUACGGCAACCAGAGCUCCUUCCUGCGCCACUUAAUCCUAUUGGAGAAGUACUACCGUAACGGGGAUCUCGUCCUGGCACCGCACGCCUCAUCCAAUGCCACGGUUUACACGGAGACUGUUCGCCAGCGGCUAAACUCAUUCGAUCACGGCCACUGCGGAGGAUUGGGCAGCACCGGCAGCCCUUCUUCAAGUUCCAGCAAGCGCAGCGGCAUUCCUCAGCAUGCGGGUGGUGCCAGUGUGCUUGCCACCGCUCUAACAACACCCACGACUAGCCACUCGUCCUCUGCAGCCACUUCAGCGGAACAGCAUGCGUCAGUGGAUCCUGUCAUUCCGCUGGUGGAGCUCAACGACGAUGACGAAGGCGAGGAUGGGGUAGGCGGAGCGGCUGAUGGAGAGUCGGAUGCCAGGCAGUCAGAAUCACCCUUGGAACGCUUCAGCGCAGUCUCGGUGGACAAGCUAACCAAGCAGCUCAGCUCGAACGCAGUGACGAUCAUUGCACGGCCCAAGGAAAAAUCACAGCUGUCCUCCAACAGCGGAUCCUCAACGUCAAUCUCCAGCUCCUCGUCUGCUGUUUCCUCGCCAGAGGAGGUGGCCGCCACCAAGGUCGCCACAGCUGCUCCCGCCCAGUCCAAGGAUGCACCACCACUGGUGCCCGCAGGUGGCGGUGUUGGCAACAGUCGUAGUAUCCUCAAGACCAAUCUCCUGGGCAUGAACAAGUCUGUGGAAAUUGUGCCGCUGACGCCCACCUCACACACAUACAAGUCAACGGCAAGCCAUGUUCUUGAGAAGCAGCAAAAGAUCCUCGACGUGGCCGUGGCCAACAAGCUGCUAAGCAGCCAGAGCGAAUCGGCUUCCGCUGCUCUGUUCAGUCUGCAGUCCAAGCUGAAGCCUCCAAUGCAUCAGCAACAGGGCGCCGGAUCAGGGGGAUCAAGUGGUCCCCAGAAGCCUCCAAGUGUGGCCCAAUUGCUGAGCUCUCCACCAGAACUGAUUAGUCUACAUCGGCGGCGGACGAGCGGAGCUGGAGCGACGACCAACAGCCUGCUGAGCAAUCUGCCCGGCAAGAGGCUCCAACUUGCACGAUCUGGAGCAGGACCUUCAGCAGGAGCUGGAACGGGCGCAGGAGCUGCAGGAAACCGAGCUGCAGGUGGACCACCUCCGCCCAAUGUGGUCAUACUGCCGGACACCUUAACCGCCCAGGAGCGGCAUGAGAGCAAGAGUUGGAAGCCCACGCUGAUACCGCUGGAGGAUCAGCACAAGGUGCCGAAUAAGUCGCAUGCCCUGUAUCAGACCGCCGAUGGGCGUCGGCUUCCCGCUCUGGUGCAGGUGCAGUCCGGUGGCAAGCCAUACCUUAUCUCCAUCUUCGACUACAACCGCAUGUGCAUCCUGCGCAGGGAGAAGCUGCUGCGCGACCAGAUGCUCAAGGCCAACGCCAAGCAGAAGCCGCAAAACCAGCAGCAGCAGCAACAGGUGCAGACGCAUCAGCAGCAGCAGAACUCUGCCGCCUCGGCGGCUGCCUUCUCCAACAUGGUGAAGCUGGCCCAGCAGCACACGGCGCGUCAACAACUCCAGCAGCUGCAGCAGAAGCAGCAGCAACAACAGCAACAAAUGCCCACUUUGCAGCCAGGAGGAGCGGCAGGAGCCGGUAUCAGACUGGCACGUUUGGCUCCCAAACCGGUGCCACCGCUGACCAACCCGCAGGUUGGCAGCCAGGCUCCCAACUUCCAGGCGUUGCUGCCCAGUACGCUGGACAACAGCAACAGUUCCUGGCUGUGGAAGAACUUCCCCGAUCCCAAUCAGUACCUGCUCAAUGGGAACGGAGGAGGGGCCGGCAAUUCCGCCAGCAAGUUGCCACAUCUCACGGCCAAACCAGCCACGGCAACGAGCAGCGGUGGAGCGGUGAACAAAUCGGGGGGAAGCCUGUUCACCCUCAAGCAGCAGCAACAGCAGCAGCACCAGCAGAAGCUCAUCGAGAAUGCCAUCAUGUCGAAGAUACCCAAGAGUCUGACGGUGAUCCCGCAGCAGAUGGGCGGAAAUGCCAGUGGCGACAUGGGGGGCAGCAGCUCCUCCGGCAAGGACUGAUGACGGCGAAAGAGGCCGCCAUGGGCAGGGGGAGCAGCAGCAUCGGUGGGCACCAGGCGGAGCAGCAGGAUCAACAAGCAGGCGGCCAGCAGCUUAAGCGGCGAGCUUCAGAACAAGAGGUGACCGGCGGCGGCUCCAUGGAUAUCACAAACUCCAAAAUUCCAUGGCUGCAGUAGAAUAAGUGAUACACUGAAAAACACAAUGGACGUACAGACAUGAAACAGAUAAGAAAUCAAGAUAAUUCUAAGAUUACAUAACGUUGAUUGUGUAUAAAACGAGAUACGGUUACGAAUACGAUUACCUUUUAAGAAACCCACUAGUUAGGCACUUGAGCCGAUGCCACAGAUGCAGGAGAUGAUGGAACAGAUGAAGAUGAAGAUGCCGAUGCGAAAGCAAAUGAGGAAACGGAUAUGGAUAGUUAGAGAUAGCGAUUCACUUUGCUCUAAACUAUGCUACUCUAUCAUUGUAGACUUAUACUAUAUUUUUUAAUUAGAUUUACGGGCAUAUUAACUUGCGAUUCGUGUAUUAUAGAUACCAAAAUUGCUAGAACUAAAAACGGUUUAUAGAUUUGUAAGCGACCCCAAAACACACACACACCUACUGCUACACAAACUGUCACCCACACACACACACACUUACUUUAAGAGAGAAUGCAGCACAAAAUAUAAAUUGUGUCCAAGAAGAUAUAUCAACUUUGGGCUACUGGUGAUCCCAGGACCGGAAACGGGGAACAGGAUCACAGAGCCUUAGUUGUUGCAUGAAUCCCAACCAGCCCAGGAGCAUUUUCCGCACACUAUACACUAUACACUCUACACAAACUAGCAGCUAGCAAUCCAAUCCCGCACAUAGAAUACGAAUACCAACCAUUCGCUUGUAUGUAUACUCUUAAUUUAUAACCAUUUUGUAUUUCCAUUUAUACAUCUACCCAUUGCGCCCCCGAACCCACUCACACACAGAUACAGAUAAUUAUAUAGACCUAACAUUAACUCUUAAACUGUACAUAUUUUUCAUGGAAACAACAGAUAAAUACAAAAACUACAAAAUCCAAAAUCCAAACUAGAAUACUAUAAUUCAACCAAGUUAAACCAAAAUCGAAAGCAAAUGCGAGUGUGAACCACAAACAAUCAAAUUGAUCGGUGUUCUCGGUGCCUCUGGUGGCCUCUGUUCCAUUCCAAGGAAUUCUUAAAUCGUAGCUGCCUAAGCAAAGCAAGAGCGUUGGUAUUAAAGCGAAAUUGAUUUGCAAAUUUUAAAUGACAAAUUGAAAAGCUUUCUCGACAAAUAUACCAAUUUUAUUAUACUAAACACCCAGCAUAUACAAUUGUAAAUUAGCCUGUUAAGCAUAGAUAUAUUUAUACACAUAUGAGAAUUCAAUUGUUGUUGUUAAACAUUGAAAAUGUAUUUAUAAAGCGGAAAUUGAUUGAUACCAUACAUAAACCAUACAUGAAUCGCGAAAGGAAGCUAACUUUGGCAAGCCGAAGUUUUUAUACCCUUGCAGUAAAUAUAUUAUAUAAAAUUGGCCGCUGAACUAAAGGAUAUAGUCAACAAUUUUGUAAAGAACUUGAAAAAUUGUAUAUAGGCGAAAAACUUUUGUUUCAUGAUCUUAAAGUCAGGUUUAUAGUCUUCCCAUAAAAUUUAAUAAUCGUUAAAAACGACAACUCCUCAAGUUUCCUGUGAUCAACCUUAAAUGCAUUUGCUGCAGUUAUAGGUUAUUAGUAGUCCGAUUUCUACACAGAUCUCCAAAUAACCACAGAAGUCAAAAUCCAAAGGUUCUGUAAUUAUCCUUAGAAACAAUGCGAUUAAUUAUUCCGGAUAUAGAUACUUAUUAAUAUUAGCAAGGCCUCUGCAAGUGUGUAAGAAAUAGUCCUAUUCCGAUUCAUUGGAACGGAUGCGAGUCGGAGCUGGAAGAGGAGAGGACUACUCUCUGGUGACCCUGAUGAACAUUGAUUGCCUUGAUCGAACCUGGUUUUGCAAAGCCCCAUGGAAAAUCGUGUGCCUGUGUGUGAAUCAACGCGUGCGUGUGUGUGUGCGCGUUUGUUUAAGUAGUACUUUGUAGCUGAUAGGUCACUUGAUCCAAAACCCAUCUUAUAUUUACAACUUAUUUAUGCAAUUAUUUUUAAAAGAUUACAAAAAAAUCAAAAUUUCAACGAAUCGAGAAAUAAAUUUCCCCAUGUCCAGCUAAGAAA